Messenger RNA from Psylliodes chrysocephalus, 3858 nucleotides. Lineage: Eukaryota; Metazoa; Arthropoda; Insecta; Coleoptera; Chrysomelidae. The record is from the annotation of a GenBank genome assembly.
UUCUGACUGACGUUUCAAGUAUUUACCACGGUGUAUUUACAUAUUUUAUUUAAAAAGAUGUUGAGUUGUCAAAAAAUGUAAUAUAAUAAUUUUAAGAUACCUGCGAUCUUAAAACAUAAAGAUGAACCUAUGACACAAAGGAUUUUCAUUAAUUAUAGAUAAGAGGAAUUUAUAGGAAGAUAAGCAUUUUGUAUAUACAAAUGAGUGACCAAAAACAUUACAUAUCAUUUUAAUAUAUUUUGUAAUUGCUUUUAUGAAUCAUUUAUAAAUUAGUGUAGAAGAUGGAGAAUGGGCAUAACAGCCGGGAUCGAAAUAAAGACAUUAACUGGUCCAGAUUUGGUUUGGGCAAUGAAGCUGUUGGAACAAGAGCAAAUACAAGUGGAUUUGUUGAUUUAUCAACUGAUUAUGGUGUUGGAGGGCAUCAGGCAUCUGGAGCAAAUGAACUGUUUGCGGAAGAACAGGGAGACGUGCCUUGGUGGAAAUCUAAUUUUUUCAUAUCCCAGCCGGUGUUGUUUGGGACAUGGGAUGGUGUGUUCACUUCAUGCUUGAUUAACAUAUUUGGGGUCAUUGUGUUCCUAAGAUCAGGAUGGAUAGUUAGUCAAGCUGGAGUUUGUAGUGCAAUUAUUAUUGUUUUAUUUUCAGUGAUGACUUCAUUAAUUUCUGUGUUAUCCGCUGUUGGUAUAUGUGAAAGAUGCAGAAUUGAAAGUGGAGGAGUUUAUUUUGUGAUAGCACAUACUUUAGGAUCAAGAUUUGGUGGCUCACUUGGGUUGUUAUACUGUUUUGGACAGGCUGUAGGUUGUGCAUUGAACGUCCUGGGUUUUGGAGAAUCCAUGGCUGAACUGAUAGGACUAGGAGACUCAAAAUGGACAGUCCGAGUGAUUGCCAUGGCAGCUGUGCUUCUACUGAGUGUUAUUAAUGUAGCAGGAGUGAAAUGGGUCAUUAAAUUGCAGUUUAUUUUGUUGCUAAUUUUACUUUCUGCCGGACUUGACUUUAUGGUUGGCAGCUUUGUACAUACUGAAGAUGAUAAAGGAUUUAAUGGUUGGGUCAGCAACAACAUGAUGAAUAACAUGUGGUCAAAUUACACAGAAGGUUACAGUUGGUUCACUAUCUUUGGAGUGUUUUUCCCAACCAUAACUGGGGUCUUGUCAGGAAUAAACAUGAGUGGAGACCUAAAGGCCCCAUCAACGAACAUCCCCAACGGUACUUUAGCUGCAAUAGGCACUGCAACAUUUCUCUACCUCGUUUUUGUAAUAUUUUUGGGAGCCACCUGCACCAGAGCAGUCCUCCUAAAUAACUUCAUGAUUGCUAAAGAAGUUUCAGUUAUUGGAGUGCUGUUUUUGGCUGGAUUGUACGUGUCAUCCAUGUCAAGCUGUUUGGGGGCUAUGUAUGGCACACCAAGAGUGCUGCAGUCUAUUGCUCUUGAAAAUGUUAUACCUGGGAUCGGCGCCUUAGGAAGAGGAAGAGGCCCUAACAAAGUGCCUUUAUAUUCGAUGGCGGUAGUAGCAAUUGUAACUUUUGCCUUCAUUUUCAUUGGAGAGAUAAAUACAUUGGCUCCGAUUGUAACAAUGCCUUUUCUGCUGACUUAUGCAGCUAUAGACUAUGCCUAUUUUGCCUUAGCACAAACUUUUGAUAUUCAGCACCAAAGAGAACAAAGAUUUCAUCGACCCAAAGUCCAGUAUAGCAGUGACGACAGCGAUUUGGAUAGGCUGUUUCCUGAACGUACAAGGCACAAAAUUUUAAGGGGAGAUUCCAGUUCAAACUCUGUCAGUAGCCCAGAAGAUAACAGUGAACAGAUGCCUAUAACACCAAAAAUUAACAUACAUUCUAAACAGAAAAAUUGGUACUCCAAUUUAUGCAACAGAUGGCUCUCACUAUUUGGAGCCGCUUUGAAGAUUUGUAUAAUGCUGUUAGUGAAUUGGUACUACGCCCUAGCUUGUAUCAGCGUGGUAUUUUUGGUUUGGUUGUACAUAGGAACCGCGAAUCCAGCUGUCAAGCCAGGCCUGGGAUCAGAAUUUCGCUUUUUGCCGUGGAUUAAGUCUCUUAUUCUUAGGCUGUUAGGGCGAAGGGUUACGGAUUACGAACAAAUUGUAGUCACCCCUGUCCAUCCCGGAAUGGACGUAACUUCAUCGCAGUUAAACGAAGACAACCAAGAUUUCGCAAACAGAAGACGUUAUCACCAAUCAGCUACCGUCCAUGGUCACAUAGUCGCUAUUGACGAUUGAAGAAGACCAGCAAUACGAUUUUGAGGUUAAGUGAAGUUUUCAUCUGUAAAAUUGUUUUCUGAUUACUAUUAUUUACAUGUUUUAACUUAAUUACUAAUUUUGAUGUAUAGCCAUGGCUGUAUAAUUGUAACAUGUAAAAUUAUUUCUUUGAUCAAAUUUGUGAACAAGAAUUUAGUGAUGGGUUUUAUGAUUCUGGGGUCUCUGUAUUCAAAAUAGAGCUAAAAUAUCAAAAUUUUAAUAAAGCAAUAGCAAUGGAAUAUGCAAUAUUUACAAGGCUUAUUCGUAACUGCAGAUGAAACUAAUUCUUCAAAAAUCACUGAAGAAAUACACUAGUGGAAAAAAAUUAAGGGAUAAAAAAAAUCUCGAUUUUUGCGAUUUUUCGAGUGGCUGUAUCUUUGGUAAAAAUGGUCGUACGUGAAUGAAAAAAACAAGCAAUUUGAAUCUUGAAGUGUCUAGUUUAUAAAUCUUGCGAUAAAAAAUUUUCCAACCAACAAUUAGCACAAAAUCCUGAUGAAUAUCAUGGAUAGAAAAACGCAAUCCUUCAAUUUCUUCAAAAAUUCACUUGCAUGAAACAAUAAAACGGCUUGAUGGAUCAGGUUGAAAUUUAAUAGGGCUUUCGGGGGAACAAUGGCCUGUAAGAUGCACACUCAACAUUAUUCAUUUUCUCAAUAUUCUCAAUGUGGCACGUGAUUUUCUAAAAAACCUCAAAAAGACCUGUUUUCUGAAAUUCUUCAGUCAUGCUAGGGAUGAAAAAAAAAUUUUCUCGUGAAAGAACAUGCCAGAACCUUGUAGAGAAUGAAUCGAAGUUUACGAAACCCGCCUUCCAUUUUCUGAGUGGCCAUUGGUUCCUGAGAUAUUGACGAGAGAAAGGAAAUGACGCAUUUUUGUUCAUUUUCUGAUAACUCGGCAAGGAAGGGUCAUCUCGAGGCCAUCGAAAAAAGGAAUUGAAGCUAAUUGAACCACCUAUCUAAUGCAUAUAGUGGUUAUGUCGAGAACAUUUAUUUAAAGUCCGUACACUAAAAAAAAAAAAAAUUCAAAAAUUUUCUAUCCAUGAUAUUCAUCAGGAUUUUGUACUAAUUGUUAGUUGAAACAAAUUUUUAUCGCAAUAUCCCUAAACAAGACACUUCAAGCUUCAAAUUUCUUUUUUUCAUUCACGUACAACCAUUUUUACCAAAGAUACAGCCACUCGAAAAAGCGCAAAAAUCCAGAUUUUGUUUUGAUCCCUUAAUUUUUUCCACUAGUGUAUUAAAUUUUAUGUAUAUAAGUGGGGUUAUUUGAUGUCAGAUGUCGGCGGUAAUGACAUUACAAGUUGACGUAAAAAUUUACAAAUGCCUGUAAAAAUGGUAUCAUUAAUAGCGGGAACAGGAAAAAUAAAACACUGAUGUACUUUUGAAACUAAAAUCUACAAUAAAAUUCGCCGUCUACCUCUUUUUACCAAGGGGGCGAAUUUUAUCAGUACAUUUGUCGAUUCUACGUCAAAAUAUUUCAUUUAGACACACUCCGUCCCUGGUUGUUAAACCAGAAAUAUCAAGUUUAAAAACCACAUAAUAAAACCAUUCUGUAAAAAUAUAACGUCCACAUGUGACAAUGCCUAACAUUUAGUUGUGAUAAAUUGUGAAAACUUCAUCGAUUUCAA